Molecule: messenger RNA, 1394 nt
Organism: Sipha flava (yellow sugarcane aphid)
Lineage: Eukaryota; Metazoa; Arthropoda; Insecta; Hemiptera; Aphididae
Product: elongation of very long chain fatty acids protein AAEL008004-like
Exons: 8
Coding region: 415-1227 (270 amino acids)
Biological process (GO): sphingolipid biosynthetic process; fatty acid elongation, saturated fatty acid; very long-chain fatty acid biosynthetic process
Cellular component (GO): endoplasmic reticulum membrane
Molecular function (GO): fatty acid elongase activity
Source: RefSeq, a predicted model, not a curated record
GCCUUCUAUGUUGCAAUAACCGUAUAUAUUUAUUUAAUUUUUUUUUUCACUUUCAUUUCUGUCGAGAGUCCGCGAGCUCAAACCUAGAAUCCGAUCCAGUCUGACGCUGCAGGCUCGUCGUCGUACCUCUUUCAUUUUCGCUUAUCGUGCAUUAUUUUACACUGUUCAUAGUAAACUCAUUUAUAAUUUUCGUUUUCGUUUAAUCAGAGAGUGUUCAGCUUAGCUAUUAUGCGUGUGUUGCGUUUUUCCAUCGACUAUAUUGUGAUUAGUGAAAAAUUCAAGUGGUUCACUUGACAAACGCUAAUCAACCACAUAUUUUUUAUCCAACACGUUGGGUUGGCGUGCGAUAAACCAUCCAGGGAACUUUGACUUAGGUGAUCACACAUAGACGGAAUAGCAGAACCCGAAUGAAACAUGGCGUCGGGUCUGGUGAACAUGGCCAUCGACAGAUAUAUAAACCUUGUGGACUCCAUCAGCGACCCGCGAGUGAACGACUGGCCACUGAUGGACAGCCCAUUCCCAACACUGAUCAUGGUCAUCACAUACUUAUAUAUCGUCACGUACCUGGGGCCUAAGGUAAUGGCCAACCGAAAACCCUUCAAACUGAACAAUGUUCUAGUGAUUUACAAUGCUGGCCAAGUCGUCUUCAGUUUCGUCAUGCUGUGGGAGCACUUGAUGGGCGGAUGGUUGUUGGACUAUAGCUAUAAAUGUCAACCUGUCGAUUAUUCGCAGAGUCCUACCGCGAUGAGGAUGGCCAAUUUGUGCUGGUGGUAUUACAUAUCAAAACUGACGGAGUUCGUCGACACGGUAUUUUUCGUCAUGAGGAAAAAAGAUAACCAAAUCAGCUACCUUCAUCUGUACCACCAUUCACUCACACCUAUCGAGACAUGGAUUUGCGUGAAAUUCAUCGCUGGUGGCCACGGAACGUUUUCGAAUUUGAUAAACAACAUGGUGCACGUGAUCAUGUACUUUUAUUAUAUGAUGUCAGCGAUGGGACCUCAAUACCAAAAAUACCUCUGGUGGAAAAAACAUUUGACCACCAUCCAACUGCUCCAGUUCACGUUGGUGUUCUUCCAUUCAGCCCAAGUACUGUUCUUCGACUGCGGGUAUCCGAAAAUCGUGGCUGCCCUGCUGUUGGUGCACUCGACCAUCUUCUUCGUCCUGUUCUUCGACUUCUACCAACAGGCUUACAAGAAGAACAAGCAGCUCCAAGCGAAAUCGCAGUAGACCCGUGACAAGGACGGGACACUGCACGGCGUCGUACACAAUUGUUAUGCCACGCGCAACGAUCGAACUGAUUAGCAAACGGCAUACCUAUGCGAAUAAUAUAUUACACAACCAUUAUUAUUUUUAUAAUUAUUAUUAUUAUUAUUAUUAUUAUUAUUAUUAUUAUU